Bemisia tabaci is the source of this 1584-nucleotide messenger RNA. The record is from RefSeq and is a predicted model, not a curated record. Lineage: Eukaryota; Metazoa; Arthropoda; Insecta; Hemiptera; Aleyrodidae.
GGUAAGAUUCCACAUGCUCAAUCCCUGAUUCCCAGGAUCCCUACAAUGCCAGGAUCUAGUGAAAAAGUGUUUAUUUUUGGUGAUAAAGACUCAAGCUCCAAGGAUACCCAAGCCAAAAUGGCCGACCUUCCCCAGAAUGCUCAUUCCGGCGGAACAGGCGAACCUAUCCAACCUCCUCCGACUGAUGAUACGACCCUUCAAAAAAUCUAUCCCGAAAGUACAAACACAGAUAACUCCUCAGAUCAACCGGAUCAGCUCUUCUACAAUGACAAGUGCUCUGCACCCUUCGUCGUCAACAUAUCCAAACUUCCAGUGUCUGACCGAAGCAAAAUCCCCCAUAUCCACCCUCUUCAACUCAGCAGGAUUCUUCGUCAAACUGAGGUGAACGGAAUCGUAUCUAUUAUUAAAGUUAAUAGGAACACAUCCCAAGUGAAAUUCAAUUCCCUAUUUGACGCUAACUCAUUUAUUGCCAACCACAAAUUAGACCGGGCAAAAUACUCUGUAUUCAUCCCCAAACACAGAAUUCUGAAGAAGGGGAUUCUGAAGGAUAUUCCACCUGAAUACUCUGAGAAAGAAAUCAGAGAAAUGAUCUCAUGUGAACAUAAAGUCUAUGAAGUCAAAAGAAUACACAAGUAUGACCCGAUUAAGAAGACCAAAUAUCCUCUACCAUUAAUGGUCGUUACCUUUGUUGCUAACUCUCUACCUGAAAAAGUAAAGCUCGAUUACUACAUAGCUCCCAUAGAACUAUAUAUUAACCCAGUUCAGUUAUGCUUCAACUGCUUCAAAUUUGGUCAUCUCCAGCGUUUUUGUCGCAGUAAAAAACGAUGUCAAAAGUGCGGUGAAGAUUUUCAUGAAUUACAAGACUGCCCUAAAUCUGAACUUAGCUGCUUAAAUUGCAAGGGCCCACACCUUCCCACCAACCGUAGCUGCCCCAGUAGGAAAGAAUUCCGGAAAGUGAAUGGGAUAAUGGCAGAAAGCAACAUCAGCUUUAAAGAAGCACUUGCAAUCAAGGACUCUUACAGCAAUGAUUAUAAAUUUGGUAAUAACAAGAAAUUCUCCAACAGGGUGAAAACUCAUUCAGUUACUAAUAGUAAUAACAGGUUCACCGCCCUAGGACAUGAAGAGUUUCCUGAACUCAACAACUCUCGGAAAGUUAACUCUUCCUCCAAACAAACUUCCAGAAGCAAGUCCCACGAUAGACUCUCCUACCCUAAGAAAAAAAGAAGAGCGGAUGACGACUUCCCAAGUGAAUGGGUCAAUCGUCUGAAAAGUCGAGACCCUCCUCCAUCCCAGGAUAUUAAAGAAACCAACUCUACCCCCAGCCCGCCUCCACCCCCCAACGAAACUGAUAAUACGGAUUCUAACCUGGAAUUCGUAGGUCUCCAAGUGGACAUUCGCGCUGACUCCUCACCGAUUUCCAUGGACACCUCUGAUUCCCACCCUGAUCUCAUUUCCGACCAACAAGACUAUAACCCACCAAGAAUACAAGUACCAGAAUUAAUCAUCAACUCAAUUAGCAAAAAUAAUAACUUAUCAGCACCACCAACUAACUAAUACCCUUUCAUCUUUAAAUUCACCACUAAC